UGCCUCGGGUGUGGGAACAUUUAGAUCAUUUAUAAGUAACAAUCUUGAAAUGGAACAACUUGAUUCCCAUCGUCUCAAAUGCUUCCGAUUCCAUCGCGUUCGUUACCCACCUUUGACAUUGGGUUCUGAGUAUCAAACUCCUGAUGGAGUUGGUAUCCAUCCAGAUCAUGGUCAGACAUAAUCAAUAAAUUAAAUAAAUGACUAUGAUGAAAUGAUAAUAAAUAACAAGGUAUUGGCAUGCAAAGUGUCAUCAUUUCUAGAGAUAACGCAUAGAAGUUCUCUUUUUAUUCUUGAGGGGGGGGCCAAGAUUUCAUUGACCGACAGUGGUAUUAAAGAAUAUGCAGACAUUCAAUUGAGUUUGUGUCGGUUUUCUCUAAUCUGUUACAGUUAAUUGCUAGCUAAAGGGACCAACAGAAAAUUUCUUGAUUUCACCUCUUUCUUUUUGUGCCAAUAAAUAACUAUGAUGAAAUGAUAUUAAACUUAUUUGAGAUGUGGGUUUUGAUGAUCGGUGCCACUAAUCUGCAGGUCAAUGGUUGAAGAGGUUCGGGAGAAUCAAACGACAAUGGAGAAGCAGGGUAUCAUAAUAUUUCUUGUAUGCUUGAUUUUUGGAUUCUUGGCUGUUGUGAGGCUAUUCGUAGAUAUGUCGAGUGUUAAGAGAACAGAGAAGUCCAGGAAAUUUUGUUGUGUGAGCUCUUCCUGGCUCUUGUUACUAUGCAGUUGUAGCCUUAUCAUUUUUGUACUUUCAUUUUAAUCAUGGUUUUUCAUAGAAGCAUUUCAUCUGGAGUCAAUCUUUAUUCCCUUUUCUGGGUUUGGAGGGAUCUUAUAAAAUCCUAUUAACUGUUUUGGAUACUUGAAAUGUAUUUUCUGGGUCACGUGACAUUUAAAUUU
Rubroshorea leprosula is the source of this 888-nucleotide messenger RNA. The record is from the annotation of a GenBank genome assembly. NCBI's taxonomy places the organism in Eukaryota, Viridiplantae, Streptophyta, Magnoliopsida, Malvales, Dipterocarpaceae.